AUGGGUAGCGGCGACGACCUGAAAGAAUGUGGAUGCGGCCGCUAUCGCCGGCCGAGGAACCCUGCUGGGCACUCACGGCUACUGCCGCCGUCUCCCUCCUCGCGCUCCUCCUCCCCCACAUCCUGCCUCCCUCCUCCUCUCCCGCCUCUCCUCCGCGGACACCUCGCCGCAAGCCACGUCCUCAAGCUCGAUCCUGCCCCCGGCCUCUUCGCCGUGACCUCCCGCCCCAUCGACAGCAGCGGCGGCAGCGGCGGGGGCUCCCCCGCACACCGCAUUCGCGUCCGCGUCCUCGUCCUCCCGGGCCUCGCCGCGGGGUCCUUGUCCUUCCGCCGCGUCCUCUCGUCGCUCUCCUCCCGCGGCGUCCACGCCACGGCGCUCGACCUCCCCAGCCAGGGCCUCUCCCCGGCGCACCCCCGCCGCGCCCGCGCCCGCGCCCUCCCGGACCAGCGUGCUCCGGGCGAUCAUGGACCGCGGCAUCGUCCACACCUUCGAGCACCUCGUGCAGACCGGCGAGGUCCCGUACCAGGAGGAGGCGCCGCCCCGAGGUCUCCGCACGCGCCCGACGAGGCGGCCGCGGCCGUCACGUGCGCCGCGGAGGCGCUCGGCCUCGGCGUGGCACCCGUCCACCUCGUGCUCCACGACACCGCGCUCGCGGCCGGGGCCGCGUUCGCGUCGGCGCACCGGGGGCCGUGCGGAGCGUGA
Molecule: messenger RNA, 702 nt
Organism: Miscanthus lutarioriparius
Lineage: Eukaryota; Viridiplantae; Streptophyta; Magnoliopsida; Poales; Poaceae
Source: the annotation of a GenBank genome assembly